AUGGCCGGGAACGCAGAGAAAAUACCUAUUGCCUCAGCGGGACCCGAGGACUUGCAACAGUUUUUACCCCCGGCCUACUCUGCGGUGGCCGUGAAGCCCACCGCCACGGGGCGUCUCAUUAAAGCUGGGAUAGCAGUGCUCAUUGCCGGGACUCUUCUGCUGCUGCUGGGGGCCGUGGGGGCCUUCUACUUCUGGAACAACAAUGAGAAACAUGUCUACAAUGUCCACUACAGCAUGAGCAUCAAUGGUAAAGUUGAGGAGGGCGCAAUGGAAAUCGACUCUGCCAACAACAGGGAGAGCUUCAGCACCGGCAGCGGCACGGACGAGGCCAUGGAAGUGCACGACUUUGAAAUUGGGAUCACUGGGAUUCGAUUUGCGGGAGGAGAGAAAUGCUACAUCAAGACGCAGGUGAAGGCCCGACUGCCCGACGUGGACACGCUCAACAAAGACUCCCUCACAUUCGACCUGGAGGACGAAGUGAUGCCUGCCAAGUUUGACGACAUGAUCUGGGUGGCAGCUGACGCUCCGCUGACGGACUCUGCUUUCCUCAGCACCAGGAUCAAGGACCUGUGUGGUGACCUGCCAAUCUUCUGGCUCCGUCCCACCUACGCUACCAGCCAGCAGAGGAAGAAAAGGACAGUCCCCCGGCAGAAGCGCCAGGUCGGUGCUGAAGAAGACGUGGAAGCAGAAUUCAACCCAGAAAACCCCUACCAGAGAGGUCUUGAGGGGGAGACGGGCGACAUGAACAUCGACCCCAUGUUGGACCACAGUGGGGUCUGCUGUCACGAGUGCCGUCGCAGCUACACUCACUGCAUGCGUGUGUGCGAGCCGCUGGGAGGGUACCACCCCUGGCCCUACCACUACAGGGGCUGCCGGCCCGUGUGCCGCGUCAUCAUGCCCUGCAACUGGUGGGUGGCCCGCAUCCUGGGCCUGGUGUAA
Knipowitschia caucasica is the source of this 939-nucleotide messenger RNA. Lineage: Eukaryota; Metazoa; Chordata; Actinopteri; Gobiiformes; Gobiidae. The record is from the annotation of a GenBank genome assembly.